This is a messenger RNA of Delphinapterus leucas (beluga whale), 8347 nucleotides long. It is a transcript of the gene HAVCR2, whose product is annotated as hepatitis A virus cellular receptor 2. Gene Ontology annotation, cellular component: mediator complex. The record is from RefSeq and is a predicted model, not a curated record. Gene Ontology annotation, biological process: regulation of transcription by RNA polymerase II. NCBI's taxonomy places the organism in Eukaryota, Metazoa, Chordata, Mammalia, Artiodactyla, Monodontidae.
ACAAGGAAAUUCAGGCAGAGAAGACAGAGAAAGGCCACAGGGUUUUCAGAAACUAUUUCAUCGUGAUCUUACUUCCCUUUUGUAAAUAACCAUUGGCUUUUAAGGUUUCCAGACAAAAGUUACUCUCCCAGGGCUGAGAUUGUUUGGGUCUGAGAUGUUACCUCAGUGAUGGAGAGUGUGACUGGAACUCAAUACUUUCUGACAGUUAAUGCCCAAAGCCUGUGGGGUGGGAGGAGAGGGGACAUCUUGUGUAUAUGAGAGGAAAUAGAACAUUGAGGUCCCCUCAGUUCCCCCCACAGGAGGGGGAAAGAAGCAUUGCAGAAAGGAACGCAUUUUUCCUAAGUGGAAGAGUUUGGAAGUUCAGGUCAAAGUCAGAAUAUUAGAGCAGGGAGCUGUGCAUAUAUCACCUAGCACAAUUUUCUCAUUUUAUAAACUUUAUAAAUGAGGAGGCAAACCUAACAAGGUUAUAUGACAUAGCCCAAUUCGUGUUAGAGCAAAGGCUAAGAAUUAGGCUCAUGACUGGAGCGAAAAGGGCACCUAAACAUGAGUAUAAGGAAUAGGCCAUUCAUGGUGGUAUUUCCCACCUCCUAGUCCAGUGCCUGACACAUAGUAGGUGCUUCAUAAACAUUGGUCACAGGACUCACCAGUUGACUGACUUGACUGAAUGAAUGCAUGAGUGAUACAUUUCUACCUGUGUUUCCAAUAAAUACUGUCCACUUCAAACAGAGGACUAUAUAUUAUUUCACCAGAGACAGUAGAGGGCUCACUCUACUUGCCAAGAGACACUUGAUGAAGUAACCCUUUUCUUCCUCUGAUUAUUGCUUCCUCUUUGUUGAUGCGGACAGAAUAAAUGUCAGAGUCCUCACAGGAUGUGUGUGGUCUAGCAUAGGAGAGAAGCGGGGUUUCCUUUGCUGUCAUCGUAGACUUGACAGUGUUAAUAGAGGAGUGAUUGGUCGUCAGACAUCUGGUGUGCUGGGCCUGCAGUUGGGAGAGUGGCCACUGCUCCUGUGACUGGGGAGGAGAGACAGUUCCAGGAAGUACCCAGUUCAGCUGGAGAAUUAAAACGGCACCUAAACAGAGCCAUUCUUUGCCUUUUCUUCUUCAGAACCCAUGUUUUCACAUUUUUCCUUUGACUGUGUCCUGCUCUUGCUGCUACUACUUACAAGGUCUUUGGAAGGAGUAUACGUGUCUGAGGUGGGUCAGGAUGCUGAUCUGCCCUGCGCCUACUCUCCACCCACCCCUGAGGAUCUCGUGCCUGUGUGUUGGGGCAAGGGACCCUGCCCUUUGUUUCAAUGUCACAGUUUGGUACUCAGCACUGAUGGAAGGAACUUGACCUAUUGGACAUCCAGCAGAUACCUACUAAAGAGGAAUUUCCACAAAGGAGACGUGACCUUGACCAUAAAGAAUGUGACUUUAGCUGACAGUGGGACCUAUUGCUGCCGGAUCCAAUUCCCAGGCCUAAUGAAUGAUCAAAAAUCAAACCUGGAGUUGGUCAUCAAACCAGCCAAGGUCACCUCUGCUGGGACUCCAUGGAGGGACAUCACUACAGCCUUUCCAAGGACGCUCACCACCGAGGGACCUGGCUCAGAGACACAGACACUGGAGACCCUCCAUGAUAAAAAUCAAACAGAAAUAUCCACACUGGCUAAUGAGUUACAAGACAUGGGCGCCACCACCAGAAUAGGCCUCUACAUCGGAGCAGGGGUUUCUGCUGGGCUGGCUCUCGUUCUUAUCUCUGGUGCUGUAAUUCUCAAAUGGUAUUCUGAUAGCAAAGAGAAGAUACAAAAUUUAAGCCUCAUCACUUUGGCCAACCUCCCUCCCUCGGGGUUAGCAAAUACAGCAGGAGAGAGGACACAUCCAGAGGAAAACAUCUAUAUCAUUGAGGAGAACGUAUAUGAAAUGGAGGAUCCAUACAAGUAUUACUGCUCCGUCAGCAGUGGGCAGCAGUCCUGACAACCCCUGGGCUGUUGUCUUUCAACGCCACCAGAUUCACCACUUCCUUUUGGGGUUUGGUGUUAUCUUCUUUGAAAACUAUGAGAUGGCUCACCUGACUGGUUUUAGAGGUUCUGUCCUCGGCCACCGAGCAGAGUUUUUCCAUGUUCUAAAGAUAAGUAGCUCACCCGAGGAUUGAACUGGGACCAGCAUUGUACUUAGACAGGCACAACAUUACCUCUGUGUUCCCGCCACCCAACUCGGAGGCUGCUAAUCAGGGCAUUAGAGCUCAAAUGGGCUUUUAUAGAGAGUAGGAAUUCUUAAUAUGGGGUCUCUGGAAUUCCAGAUAUUCAGUUAUAUGGUGUGUCCGUGAAGCUUCUGAAAAUACAGGGGAAAUUAUGUGCUGAGAUACGUGCGUGUCUUUUUUGGUACAGGAAGUCUAAAGGGGCCGCCGAUUCUCAAAGAGCUCUGUGAACCAUGGCAGGUUCGGAAACUAUUGGAGUAGGAGUAGAUGGUCUUGAAGGUUCCCUUUGAGUCUCAAGGUUGAUGCUUCUUUGAAUGUUGACUCUGUGGCAGUAAGUGCCAGUGCACAGCUCUCCUUGGCCUAAGUUAAGAAGACUGCCCAGCAAGGCCUGUGGUGUGGCAGGUGCUCCUGGAGAAAGAGGAAGUAUGCUUAGUGUGUGUUGACAGGUUUUGCUUGGGGUGCACUCAGAGGGAAAGAUCUCUGACCAACUUCUCCAUUCAUGGAAAGAACUUGAGCUGUGUUUCUCACAAAAGAAGAAGUAGUGACUGGGACACAAAUUCUGUUUCCUGGUGGAAAGUAGGUAAAGGGCUCCAGCCAUCUGUAUUUGUCCCUGUCAGAUCCCCUGAUGGAAAGACAAUGGCCCUUAAGCUUCAGUUCCAAGAUGGUAGAGAGUAGGUCUAUCUUGCCUAUUUGCUUCCUCCCCAGUCUUGGCACAGCUCUGACACAUAAUACGGAUAGAAACUUACUAAACAUCUUUGGAGUGAAAAAAUUAAAGAAGCAGAAAGGUAGAUUUCUGGGAAGACUUUUCCAUUGGAGAGCUCAGACAGAGCUUCACUUGUUGGGGAACUCAAAAAUACUCCUAAGCUCCCUUUUCUGCUCUUGUCCAGCAUCUGCUCUUCUCAGCAUCCUUUCCCUCUCAGGCCCUUGGAAGUGUGUUAUUGUCUUUUUUCCCCUUUCUGCUGAAUGAAUCAACAAUAGGGACCUGUCGCUGCCUGAAAACUGCCUUCCCCAGGUGAUGACUGAGCUGCUACUGCGUUGCAUGCAGGAGAUGUUGGUCACCAAGGAUGCAGGCAGCCUGUCUGUUGCAGUGUUUGGGCUGCAUCUGGGCAGUAUUGGGAAGCACUGGCUUUCUACAGGGAGAUCAGUUUGCAAAGUUCCAGGCAGUAGCUUUUAAACAAGCUGAAAAAUUAAGUGUUUUAAAUUUAUGAAAUUCUAGAGGGAAGGGACCACAGAAAACAUAUGAACCAGAUUAAUGAUUCCCCCACAAAAGGGAUUCUUAUUCUGCAAAAAUCCUUACACAAGAAUAUAUAUACAAAGGCGAUCAUUGCAAUGGUGUUUGUGAGAGAUGUUUUCCAUCAGUUGGGGAAUAAUUGGUUAUUGUGGUAUGUCAACACACUGGCACAAGUAAAAAAUUAGGUGGCUUCAUCAUUGAGCUGUUUUGCUAAUUCAACAAAUAUUAAGUGCUUACUCUGUGCCAGGUUCUCUGGUGCUGGGAUCAUAGAGAGAGACCAAAUAGACACAUCCCUGACCCCACAGAACUUCUGAUUGAUCUGACAGGAAGGAUGAUUUCAUUCAGUCAGUCAUUCUUUCAGUGAACAUUUUUUGUCGACUGCUUUGUGCCAGACGCUGUUUUAGUUCCUAGAAAUAUAGCAGUUAAGGAAACAGACAAGAUCCCGACUCUCACAGACCUUGUGUUGCUUGUCAAAGGAGAAAUCUAUAUUGCUAAGUCAAAAGAAAAAAGAGUUCUAGAAUAGUAUAUAUAGUUAAUGCUAAUUUUUUUUUUUGCCUUUAAAUAAUCCAGAAGAAUAUUCCCAAAUUAAUAUGGUUAUUCCACAAGGGCAAAUAGUCAAAAGAUAGUUUCACUUUUUGCUUUUAUGUGCUUCUAUAAUUUGAAUUAUUUUAUCCAUUUUUUGUAAUAAAAAAAUAGAUUUAAAUACUGUAGCAAUGUUUUCCUGUCCACCCUCCUCCUCAUAGAAAGAAAUUAAGACUUGGAUAAGUUAAGUUCAAGGUCAAGGCGGGCAGUAGAGUGCGCCAGCACUCUAGACGUGUCUAGAGUGUUCCAGCAGAGAUUGGAACCCUGGUUUUCAGGGUAGGAUCCACUCUACAUCAAUUAUUUGUAAUACAGAAGAUGGCAGAAAGGGUAACAAACUAUCAAGCUACCCCAGAGGGUCUGGGCAAUGGCAAGUGGUCACUUAAUUAAAAACAAUGUAAAAAGAUUGAAUGUGUGGUUUGCUCUUAGAAGUGCUUAGGAUUUUUCUCCCAGAGCUCUGCCAUAGAGACCCACAGUACAAGAAGAGGCUCCUUGAUCUCUUCAAACUGAAAAAUUAAGGUCUUACCGUGUUUUAACUGCCUAUCACUUCUAGUGUUAGAAUUCCCCAGGCAGAAAUUCCAAGUGGUUUAACCUGUCAUCAAUUUAUUUGGGGGCAUCCCUUCAUGCCUAGUCCCAUAUAAAUUUAAUUCUCAUUUAAGCUUGAAUUUUAAAAAAAACUGAAUACAAAUUAAUUUUCUGUCCAGAUUUCUACUGAGAAAGUCUUUCUAGAGGUAAGUAGAGAUGCCCUUCGUGCUGUAAUUUUUAAGAUUUUUGUCAUCCUUUUCUGGGGCUCAGUUGGGAAGUGGGAAAAAGGAGAGGGGCAGCUGGAACACUUGGUUGGAGGGUUCUCAAGCUUCAGGAGGGCUCAGAUUUUGGCCUAUUUUCAGUGGAAAACCUAUGCAGUGGAGCAAUAUGAGUUUCAGGAUUCUAGAUCCUGUAUCUUUUUUUUCAGUUGUAUUGACUAAUUAUAAAGGUCAUUCCAAGUCACUCUUUUAUUAGUAGUAGUUUUCUUUUGUAAAUUCUUAGUCAAACCCCUUCUGCUUAUGGUGUGCCUCUUUUUCCAGUGAAAGCAGUGAUGUUUAAAGAAAAAAAAAGUUAUUUAAGCUAUUCAGGUGUGGUGGUGGCACUGGGACAUCUGUUUAAAUACCCACAUUAUUUUAAUAUAAUUGUUUUGUGGAUGGGUCACCUUUGGAAAAUAUUUUAUUAUAGCUUUAUAGUCUAUACUUAACAACCUGCUUCAUGAUAAGUUGACAUGUCCUUUGUAAUUUCUACAUUUUGAAAUUGUACUUUUUCAUGCAUUUUACACCUAGUUUGUGUAAAAUAGAAAUAUUUCACACUCCAAUGCAGUGUUAUCUUCUUUUGGUCAGUUCUGAAAUAUCCUUAUAUCCAUAUAUCUAUAUUGAAUCUGUUUUAAAUUUUAUUACCCAGUUUUACUUGCCAUUCCUGUUAACUUGCAUGCAGAAUUUAGUUUUUAUUCUGGAAACCCUUAAGUAAAAAGUAACAACUGUAAAAAUAUAGGUGAAGGUUGCCAUACUAAUAAUGUAGAUUUUUUAUUCAUUUCUUUAUCCCAAAGUUCACCACAAGAUCUUAGCAAAAAUCUCUUGACCUUAAUCUGAGGGCUGAAGCAAGGAGCCAAUGGUGAGGGGCUUUGAAAGCUGCCAGCUGCCCAGGCCUCAGUGAAGUCCUCAGAGGGGUGAUGCCUUUCCUGUUCUCUCCAGCAAGCCUCCUACUCCAACAAAAAUUCCUGGUAGCUAAGCAGCAACCAGACAGCCUCUAACCACCAGGGAAGAAAGGAGUUUUCUGAAUAGAUGGAAUUUCAGGUGAGAACUAAGGAAUAUGACAUUUAGUUAUCCUAGCUGCCUUAUUUCAAGCAAAUGUGUUUACAAGGAACUCUGGGUGGGCAAGCUAACUUGGAGCCAAUUGCUUUACAGUACGUUGAGACUCUGAGUAAGAAUCUCUAAGCAGAAAAUACAUCUUGUUAGAGUGCUUGUUUCCCUUUUUUUUUUUAGGUUUUUAUUUUGAAAUAAUUUGAGAUUUGCCGAAAAAUUGCAAUGAUAGUACAAAGAGUUCCUGUAUUCAGCAGUUUUUUCAGUUAACAGCUUAUAUAACCAUGGUACCAUUUGUCAAAACUAAGAUCUUAACAUUGGCACGUGACUAUUAACUAAACUACAAAUUUUGCUUGGAUUCCUACUACUGGCUUUUAAAUUUUUAAAUUAAGUGCUUUUUGAAAAAUAGAGUUUAAAUUCAAGGUGAAAGUCCCUAUUCCGUGUCCUCUCUAUCAAAAUUUCUCCCCAGUCCUACUCCCCAGGAACAGUCCUUCUAGGCCAGUAGAAAUACAGUGUUGUUGUUGUUUUUCAUUUUAAGUCUUCACAAUCCAGUGAGUGUUUUCCAUUUAGAGCACAUCUCCAUUCUGACUAGUCACAUUUUAAGUGCUCAACAGCCACAUGUCGCUAUUGGCUCUAGAAUUAGCAAAGUUCUGGGCCAUUCUCUAUUUUUUGUCUCAUAUACAGACACACACACACACACACACACACACACACACACACACACGCACACACGGUAACCUAAUUUCUUCCACUGCUUAUAGAAGACCAUCGCUCCAUGUCAGAAUGGGACAGCAGCCUUUACUUAGAUAGCUAUGUAGUAUUAAGUAGAACAAAUGUGCAUAACCUAUUAAAUCACUUUUGCAUGCAUAGAUGUUUAGUUGGGUUUUUUCCACCCCCCAUUUCAAAUAAGGCUGCAAGGAGCACCCUUUAUUCAAAAACCUAUGUGCAUUUGUGUACUUCCAAUGUAUAUGAUUCUGGAUAUGGAAAUGCUGUGUCAAAAGAUGUGAUUGUAUUUGAAGUAUCAUGACAAUAGAACAGUAGUAUAUACAUAUAUAUAUAUAUAUAUUUUAACAUCUUUAUUGGAGUAUAAUUGCUUUACAAUGGUGUGUUAGUUUCUGCUUUAUAACAAAGUGAAUCAGUUAUACAUAUACAUAUGUCCCCAUAUCUCUUCCCUCUUGUGUCUCCCUCAGAACAGUAGUAUAUUUUUGAACAAAUAUACCAGUCAGUGUAUUACUAAAUGCAUAUUAUCUUUCUCAAGGCAGUCAUUUUAGAAAGCAAUUUAUUUCAACAGUGUUCCUUUCACUCAAAGUAAUUUGGUUUUGGUUUUUGAAAUUUGACUGAAGAAUCAGUUUAAGCUAAAAUAACUAGGCCAAGUGACUCUCGUAGGCCUUAUUCCUUUGUAGUCACAUUUAAUAUUUAUUCACUCAUUUAUUUCCUCCCUCCCUACUCCCCUCCCUCCAUUCCAUCCAUCCAGUUCCACUUUUGCUUUCCUAAUAGUUUGUUCUCCUCACACAGCAGCCUAAGUAUUUUCUUUAUCUUUUUUAAAACUCAUCAACCAGGUUCAAAUACUCUGUUAUUUAAAACCUUUCAACAGCUCCACCAGGGCCUGAACUUUCUUCUGACCUCACCAACCCCUCCUUUUUUUGUUGUUUCAUCAACACUGGUUUCCUUUCUGCUUCUAGAACAGACCAAGUUCUUUCCGGUUCCAGCACCUUUUUUAGUGAACUUGUGUCCCUCUGUUUAGAAUGCUUCUUUCAGACUGUUUGCAGAGCUGCCUUUCUCAUCUUUGAGAAAUAUCAUCUUAAAUAUCAUCUAAGAGCUUUCCCUGAACACCCUAUCAAAAGUGCCAACCUGCCCAUCUCUAUUCUAGUUUAUUUGCUACGUAGUUUGUUUGAAUCUGAAAUUCUAAUUGUUUACAUUUUUGUGAUUUGUCUCCCCCAGCCCUCAACUGGAAAGUAACUGUCACUUAUCUUAUAUCUUAAGGACCUAGUGCAAUGCUUGACCUGUAGUGGGUGCCAAAUAAAUAUUUGUAGAUGGAUUGAAUGAAUGAAUGUAUGCCUGCUGUACUACAGACUCAAGCCACAAUACAGGCACCACAGAUACUACAAAGAUUUGUUUUUCCUUCAAGGAAGUCAGAGUCCAUCAGGACAGCAUGAUGGCCAAGCAAAUGAUUAUAAUAAAAGGCAAUAAGCUUUGGCAGACCUGCAUACUAGAUUCUGAGCGAUGCAGAAAAGCAGUUUUUGGUGAUUUCUUUUUCUUUUUCCUGAAAAUACUAAUCCUUGUCUUCACCACUUCUUUAAUUUAGCUCUGUAAAAUUCCAGCUGACUCUCAUUGAAUAAGGAUAGCCUGGCACAUAGCAGACGCUCAAUAAAUAUUAAUUGGGUGAAUGAAUUAAGUGAUACAGGUGACAUGGAUUCCAACAGCGGACCUCCAAAAACCAUAUAGUGACCCAAUGUAUUUCCUACUUUGUAGAAAAACAUGUGAUUUGCAGUGUAAGCCCUUGUAUAUUUAUUAAAGCAUUAUUUUAUAAUCGUU